UUCAAUGUUGGCAACAUUUCUUUGUUUAUGUUGACCACUGAACACGCCACCCACGUUUGAAAAUGAGUCUUGUAUUGCAGACUUCUGAAGGUUUUGUCCUGUGUCACCCAAAUUAUUUGCGGCGUUUGUAUAGUUCUACCCGGACAGAAAGUGUCCUGGUCAAGCUUGAGCCGCACCACCAUUUAUUUGACGUUAACACACCCUACAUGAGGGAUGCAGCAGCCAGAAAGAAGGCUAGAGGGGACACUGUAUCGGGUUCACAAUGUUCAAAAGGCCUGAAGAGAAAGUUUACUGAAAUUUCGAUUGAAAAGCAAACUGACCUUCAGAUUGAUCGCAUCAAGAAUACCUUAUAUCGACUUGUCAAAGGUGCUCAACAUUUGGACUAUUUUACGUUUAUUCCAUCUGCAAGUGACAUAAUGAACAACAACAAAGAUGCCAGAAUGUUGUCAGAAAAUCUCUACAAAGAGACGGAUGACUGUAUUCAAGCUCCAUUCAAUGGAGAAAAUAAUACGGAUGAGGCUCUUUUAAAACGUUUGGGGUUGCAAACUUUUGUUUUCCCUCCUCGUUGUAGGUUCUACUGCAGAGAUGUUGGUGAAAUGAAAGACUAUGUAGAACCUUUAGGGCAGUUUGAUCUUAUUCUAUUGGACCCUCCUUGGUGGAAUAAAUAUAUUCGACGAAAGAAAGCAAAGUGCCGGCAGGAUGGGUAUAAUAUGAUGUAUAAUCAUACUCUUGGAGAGCUUCCUCUCAACAUGCUACUUGCCCCGGGUGGAAUUAUUGCUGUUUGGUGCACUAAUUCUACUAACCAUUUAGAGGAGCUGAAAAACAAAUUAUUUCCAGCAUGGGGCACAGAGCAAAUAGCUCAAUGGGCAUGGUUAAAGGUAACCAAAUCAGGAGAGCCAGUUUGCCCAUUUUCAGACCCUCCGGGGAAGCAACCAUUUGAGCAGCUAAUAUUUGGUGUCCGCCCUGAGGAAGCUAAUGUAUUGUCCCGACCAGAGGAUGGUAAAGUGUUUUUAAGUGUACCGAGUGCAAUACAUUCUCACAAACCACCAGUAUCAGAAAUGUUGCAGACAUAUCUCCCUCCAGAGCCUCGCUGUUUAGAGAUAUUUGCUCGUUACCUCUUACCAAACUGGACCAGCUGGGGCCUGGAAGUUAUUAAACUUCAGCAUUCUUCUCUGUUUCGUGAGGAGGCACUAAUUGCGGGUGAUUCUGCUUCACAAGCUACCUAGGUUUAUCUAUAAUUUAUUUUCCCUCCUCUCACACUUUUAAUAUUUUUCAUCAGUCUUUACUUCUUUCAUAGUUUUCAUUUAAGUGGAUUUUAUGAGUGUCCAUUUCCCAUUGGAAUUUUGCCAUUGGUGUGUUGAUGAUGCCCAU
Messenger RNA from Thrips palmi, 1371 nucleotides. It is a transcript of the gene Mettl4, whose product is annotated as N(6)-adenine-specific methyltransferase METTL4. NCBI's taxonomy places the organism in Eukaryota, Metazoa, Arthropoda, Insecta, Thysanoptera, Thripidae. Gene Ontology annotation, molecular function: methyltransferase activity; nucleic acid binding. The record is from RefSeq and is a predicted model, not a curated record. Bases 63 to 1226 code for a protein of 387 amino acids. Gene Ontology annotation, cellular component: RNA N6-methyladenosine methyltransferase complex; nucleus. The transcript is spliced from 5 exons.